AUGACUGUCCCCGCACGCGCAUCUCGAAUCCGUAAGGAACCCCCAAAUGUCCACGCAAUCCAAGUCACUAACAAUACGCCAGGCAAUCCUGCACUCUUGUAA
Messenger RNA from Penicillium digitatum Pd1, 102 nucleotides. The record is from RefSeq and is a predicted model, not a curated record. NCBI's taxonomy places the organism in Eukaryota, Fungi, Ascomycota, Eurotiomycetes, Eurotiales, Aspergillaceae.